AUGGGGUUUUUAUUAGAGCAAUGUGCUCGGCUUGGCCAACUGCACCUUGUGUGCCAGUUUCACGAUCAAGCUGGCCAAUCCCAGAUUUCGCAAAUGUCACCACCAGCCAAACUGGAUCCGGGGGUCAACCUCUUCGAUGACGACGACCAAAAAAAUAUUUUUUGGGCUAGUAGCGACAUUGAACGUGAAGCUUUCACACCAGGUGCGGUUGGCCAAGCUGAGCCCAUUGCUCUAUUCAAAACCCCACGUUUCAUUGUAAAGUUUGGAGAUACAGGCACCUUUAUGUUUAGCUACGUGCUCGGCUUGGCCAACUGCACCUUGUGUGAAAGUUUCACGAUCAAGCUUGCCAAUCCCAGAAUUCGCAAUGUCGCCACCAGCCAAACUGGAUCUGAGGGUCGACCUCUUCGACGACGAUGA
Molecule: messenger RNA, 417 nt
Organism: Lichtheimia ornata
Lineage: Eukaryota; Fungi; Mucoromycota; Mucoromycetes; Mucorales; Lichtheimiaceae
Exons: 2
Coding region: 1-417 (138 amino acids)
Source: RefSeq, a predicted model, not a curated record